UGAUGGAGGAGAGACAGCGUCAUGAGAAAAUGAGUGAAAAAACUCACUCACUGAAGAGAAAAGACAAAGAAUGUGUCACCUGCACUCAGUGUGGGAAGAGUCUGGCAAACAAACAGAGUCUCAGAUAUCACAUGAGGAUCCACACUGGAGAGAAACCAUUCACAUGUUCUCAGUGUGGGAUGAGUUUCAGAAACUCAUCAAACCUUACUAAACACAUGAAGAUCCACACUGGAGAGAAAACACACAAAUGUGAUCAAUGCAGCAAAACAUUUUUAAGGGCUUCACACCUGAAGAGCCACCUUAGAGUUCAUACAAAGGAGAAGCUUUAUCCAUGCUCUGUGUGUGGGAAGAGUUUCACACGUCAAGAAAGUUUAAGAAGUCAUCAGAAGAUCCACACCGGUGUGGGAGAGUACAGGUGCUUUGAGUGUGAGAAAACCUUUUCUAGGGCUGAAAAUUUGAAAAUACAUGAGAGAAUUCACACUGGAGAGAAACCUUACAUUUGUUCACUGUGCAAUAAGAGAUUCAGUCAGUUUGCACAUAUGAAAACACAUGCGAGGGUUCACACUGGAGAGAAACCUUACACGUGUUCAGACUGUGACAAGAGAUUCAGUGAUUCAGGAGAUCUGAGAAAACAUGUGAGGGUUCACACUGGAGAGAAACCUUACACGUGUUCAGACUGUGACAAGAGAUUCAGUGAUUUAGGAAAUCUGAGAAAACAUGCGAGGGUUCACACUGGAGAGAAACCUUACAUUUGUUCACAUUGUGAUAAGAGAUUUAGUGAUUCAGGAAAUCUGAGAAAACAUGUGAGGGUUCAUACUGGAGAGAAACCUUACAAGUGUUCGGACUGUGAUAAGAGGUUCAAUGAUUCAGGACAUCUGAGACAACAUGAGAGGAUUCACACUGGAGAGAAACCUUACAAGUGUUCACACUGCCACACGAGAUUCAAUGAUUCAGGACAUCUGAGACAACAUGAGAGGAUUCACACUGGAGAGAAACCUUACAAGUGUUCACACUGCCACACGAGAUUCAGACAGUUAGGAGGCUUGAAAACGCAUGAGAGGAUUCACACCAGAGAAAAACCUUAAAGGGGUGGUCCACCGUGGUUUUUUUAAGAUUCGAUUGUGUUUAUGUGGUGCAAAACAAUGUGUGUUUUCAUGAUUCAUUUGUAAAAAAUCAUGUUAUUUGUUCACAUAUCUUACCUUCAUUUUAUACAGCUACUGAACUAACAUGAAAACGACUACUAUAUUUCCUGGUUCUGUCUAUAAGGCCCGCCCUCAACGGGCUCUAAUUAGUCAGCUAACCUAAGUGAAGUUUAUUUAUAAACUAAUUUCGAGAGGAGCGCGUGCUUAUGAUUGAUGAUGGCUGGUCCCACAUUAACGCAUGAUUCGUAACUCACUAUAAAUAACCUGAGUUUCUUACUUUAGUUAUCUUUGCCUAGAUCAGGGAUACUCAAAUAUAAAUUUGAAAGGUCCACUCACCGAAUUUUCAUUUAGGCCGAGGUCCGGAAAAGUAAAGCUCAAAUUCCAAAUAGAGAACUCCAACAGAAAAAGGCAAUCGCCAAAUUUUCCAACUAUACACAAAAAAUAUCAUCAUAGAACCUUUAGUGUGAAAGGUGACACCUUCUUCGUGCCACCAGUUGUUUAAAUUUGGGCAUAAAAGGUCAGGGCCAGGCGGAGGCAGUUCAUUGGUGAGUGUGCUGCGGAAGUUUUUCACCAUGUUCAUGUUUGAAAAGGCAGAUUCACAGCAGUACGUUGAGGGAAACAUUGUGAGAAUCUGAAGGGCCAUCUUCUGCAGGAGAGGAACACCUGCUGCAGUAAUUUUUGUCCAGAAGGUGACAGGGUCACAGAGAGAUUCCUGCAGUGCUAGGGUUUCUUGGAGCUCAAUUAGCUCAGUUUGUAAAACAGCAGCAUUUGCCUAUGGGAAGACUUUCAUGGCUUCAGUUGAGAAUUUUGCAAUACUUUUGACUAGUAAUGGAUUUUCUAUGCUCAAGAUUUGUUUUCCCAGAGGGAAAUCUUUAAAUUGAGUUUGGACAUUUUGAAUGAGUUUUUCAGGAAUUCAGCAUAAUUGUGAUGUAGAUGUUUUCCUGCAGUCUGAUCCAAAAGUCUUGAGAAGUGAAGCAAGUUCUGCUGUAAGUCACAUUUGAACACCUCACCUCCAGCUUCCUCUGGAAAGCACGGACAGCUGACAUGAGGUCUAUUUUUGCCCUGGAGCUUCAUAUUAAGGUCAUAAGGUGCGAAGUAAUGUCAGCUAGAACAGCAACAACUUCCAUUUCUUUUUCAUUCUUCAUGAAAUCCACAAAUGGUUAGGCUUUUGCACUCUUUUGAUCCAAAAGAAAUGUCUCAAGCUCUUUCCGCAGUGCCUAAAAUCUCUCCAGUACCUUGCCUUAACUAAGCCACAACAUUGUGGUGAAGAAACGUUGCAUUUACUUCUAUUAGAAAUGAGCGCAACAAACGAUGUUGCAGAGCAGAGGAUGCUCUCAGAUCGUUGACAAGUUUCAUCACUUUUGUCAUUACAUCUGAGUACCUUUCUCCAAGACUGGCACACAAAACCAUCUGGUGAAUUAUGCAGUGGUAUGCCAUGAGGUCAGGAUGGUGAGUUGUCGAGCGUGACACUAAUCCCCUCUCUCAUAAAAAUGACAGCCUGGAGUGCGCAAGAUAGUGAGCAUGUGAGCGAGCGAGUGACCUAGCUGCUAUAGCAAUGCUGGCUGUUACAACUGCUGUGAUUGGACAUAGUUGAAGCAGCCAAACGGAGUAGAAUCCUCAAGGAUAUAUCGCGGAUCCACAAUUGCGCACUCCAUUGAAAACUCAUUUGGAUUAUGAUUAAAUUGGCAUGCUGGUUUUGGCGUCGGUCCAGAUUUUUUCGUGUCCAGGUGCGGACCGGAGUCCACCUAUUGAGUACCCCUCACCUAGAACAAUCCCCCCUUCCACCCCAUGCCUCCUGUGCAGAGUUUACAUGUUCUGCCCGUGCUAGGGUUGGUUUUCUCCCACAGUCCAAAAACUUGCGUCAUAAGUGAAUUGAUCAAUAUAAAUUAGCACUAUAGUCGAGCUCUUAACCAGCAGCAUAUCUCUAUAUAGCAACUUAUAAUCUGUCAUAGACUCUAAGUAAGAUGGGCGGGGCUGGUUUGGUUCUCAAGUCCUACCUGAGCUCAAACUCCCCUUUUAUCCUGUAAACGGAAGGGAGCCCCGGGCUCGAGGAACUUAUGAGGAGGAGCUUUUAUAAUCAAACAUCAGCUAAGUCUGAACUCUUGAAUGUGUUGUGAUUGGCAGAUCGGCUCCACGUCACCAGGAAACGUCAUGCCUCUCUUGCAUGCUGUCAGGGCUGGCGCGAUCAUAGAGGUGACCUAGGCAGCUGCCAAGGGCAGCAGAAAUAGUGAGGGUGGCGUCCAGCU
Molecule: messenger RNA, 3388 nt
Organism: Danio aesculapii
Lineage: Eukaryota; Metazoa; Chordata; Actinopteri; Cypriniformes; Danionidae
Product: zinc finger protein 271-like
Exons: 1
Coding region: 3-1085 (360 amino acids)
Biological process (GO): regulation of transcription by RNA polymerase II
Molecular function (GO): DNA-binding transcription factor activity, RNA polymerase II-specific; RNA polymerase II cis-regulatory region sequence-specific DNA binding
Source: RefSeq, a predicted model, not a curated record